This is a messenger RNA of Ostrinia furnacalis (Asian corn borer), 1306 nucleotides long. RefSeq names its product malate dehydrogenase, mitochondrial. Gene Ontology annotation, molecular function: L-malate dehydrogenase (NAD+) activity. Gene Ontology annotation, cellular component: cytoplasm; mitochondrion. Gene Ontology annotation, biological process: tricarboxylic acid cycle. The record is from RefSeq and is a predicted model, not a curated record. The transcript is spliced from 6 exons. The coding region runs from base 86 to 1306 and encodes 406 amino acids. Lineage: Eukaryota; Metazoa; Arthropoda; Insecta; Lepidoptera; Crambidae.
AAUCACAACAGCAACAAGAUUCACCAAAUUUUAAUUUUAAAACAAUAAAUGAAAUAAAAAUACACAAGAAUAAAUACAAAAAGAGAUGCAACCCUCAAGUAUGCUUUUGAAGUCAAAAUACAUCUGGUCCGGUUUCGUCGGUUCAUCGAAGACUUUGAAUAAUUUGAGCCAAGCUUUGUUCGUCCGAUGGUAUACGAAGAAGUCCGGCGAUGAGUGCAGAAGGGGCAUUGUAGAUAUUCCACCAGACGUAGACCCAGACUGUCCACAGCCCUGUGAAAGGAGGAAAAAGAAGAAGGAGGGGAUACUGCAUAAGAUCAAACUGAGGGUCAUUGAAGGCGGCACCAAUUUUGGGACGCCCUUUCGCCGCGUGCAAUGCAAGUCGAAGGUAUGCAAAGAGGAGCAAGUGCCGGAACCGAAGGCGCUGCCACCGCCCAAGAAGAAGGUGCCUCCGAUGCCGGCGCCUCGCCCUGGCGUGCAGGUAUCGGUGCUUGGCGCCGACACCUCCAUCGGCCAGUACGUCGCACUCCUGCUCAAGCAGUGCCCUUGUAUCAAGAAGUUACGCUUAUACGAAGCCAAGGAGACCCGAGGCUCUGAGUGCAGUCGCGACCUGUGCAAGGUGGUGCAGGAUCUGCAGCACAUCGACACCAACUGCCUGGUCCAGGCAUUCAGCUGCGCUUGCUUCGAACUAGAAAGAUGCUUGCAGAACAGUGACAUAGUUCUGAUCCUGGAGAGCGGCUACAUAAACGUGGAUAUGCCGUUCGACAAGCGAUUCUGCUACCAGGCGCCCAUAGUGAAGAAGUACACUGACGCGAUCGCCACCGAGUGCCCGAAGGCCUUCGUGAUCGUGUGUGCCACGCCUAUUGACUGCAUGGUGCCUUUGGUCGCUGAGACUCUAAAGGAGACGGGCUGGUACGACCCUCGAAAGGUGUUAGGAUCGCUCGCAGUGCCCGAGAUGCGCGCAAGCACCCUGGCUGCGCGUGCGCUUUGCCUCGAACCUCGAUACACCAGGGUUCCUUGCGUUGGCGGCACUGAAGGCGAAUCUUUAGUGCCACUGUUCUCCAAAGCGGUAGAGUACUUCGACUUCGCAAAGCAUAACGCUGAGAUGAUGACAGAAGCGGUCCGCAGUGCCCCAACUGCAGUAGCGCGAUCAGACGGCGUGUGCAACCGCGCGGCGGACCUAAGCGAGGCGCAUGCGCUGGCCGGACUCGUCACGAAGGUUGCGUGGGCGCUGCUGUGCAAAGACGUGCCAAGGGUCACGGGUUUCGUUGAAACGGACGCUGGGCAGGUCAUUUCUCCGGCCAGGUGA